UAUGUUGCUUUUCCAACUUUUCUAUAGCCACUGGCUCCCUUCUAUUUCUUGCACAACUACUCCGAUCCACAAGCCAAAAGUCAUCCGUUACCUUCUGGUCAGAAGAAAGGCCACACAGCUCCCAAGUGAUUCGUUUUGGGCUAGUCAUCUGGCAGGAAAGGGGAACAAAUUAGCAGGCUGCUGCUAUCAACUCUUUUGUUCAUCGAUCGGUUGAUCAUACAGCAGCUCUGUCGUGAAGAAGAGGAAGAAGAAGAAGGAGAAAGUUGAUUUUAGAUUGGUAAGGAUGAUCCACUCCAUUUCAAGAUGGGUCAAUUUUAUGUGAAGUGGUCAAGAAGCAAGUUCAGAGCUGAGUUCUUUGUUCAAGUAAUAAGGAGUCAUCUGAAUGGCGUAUCCAUCCACCUCCGGCAUGGUCCAACCUUCUUCAUCCCUCCAUGGCAGCAUUGCAGAAGAAGGGAUCCAGAAGGAUAUGACAUGCCAUCUGAUCUGGACCAAGCCCUACUCCUCUACUUCGAUGGCCAGCAACAAGCUAAGCCAUCAAUUCAAGAACAACAACCGCAGACUCUCAACAUCUUCCCCUCCCAGCCAAUGCAUUUCGAGCCAUCCCCAAAGGGCUCCAUGGCUUCUUCAGUGGCGGGAGCACAGGUCGCCGGCCCUUCCAAGACCUCGCCGGCGCCGCCGCCGAAGGCCGGAGGCGGGCCGCUCGGCGCAGGAAAGAGCUCCAAAGCAUCGAUCAAGAGAGAAGGUAGCGCCGGCGGCAAGCAUGGCGGCGGCGCGGGGCCUUCGAGCUCGGAUCAGGAGGGGCCCCGGACGCCGGACCCCAAGACGCUGCGGCGGCUCGCGCAGAACAGGGAGGCCGCGAGGAAGAGCCGGCUGAGGAAGAAGGCUUACAUUCAGCAGCUAGAGUCAGGCAGGAUCAGGCUGGCGCAUCUGGAGCAGGAGAUGCAGAUGGCAAGAACUCAUCAUCAGGGUGCCGCACUAUGGGGUACAGGAACCCUAAGCCCAGACGCGGCGCUGUUCAACCUGGAGUACGAGCGGUGGCUGGGCGACCACAGCAAGGUGGUGGCCCAGCUCCGCGCCGCCGCGGAGGAGCACCGGCCGGACGGCGAGCUGCGCGCGUACGCCGACGAGGCCGCCUCCCACUACGGCGCGCUGAUGGGCCUCAAGGCCCGGCUCGCCGCCGCCGAUCCGCUUCACCUCCUCUCCGGCCUCUGGAAGGGCGCCGCCGAGCGCUGCUUCCUCUGGAUCGGCGGCUUCCGCCCCUCCGAGCUCAUCAAGGUCGGGUUGCGGCACGUGGAGCCGCUGGCGGAGCAGCAGGCGGCGGGGUCGCGCGACGUGGAGCAGGCGGCGCGGCGCGCGGAGGAGGCGCUCGACGCCGAGCUGGAGGCGCUGCUGCGGUCGCUCUCCGAGGUCGUCGCCUCCGACGCGCAGCCGCCGUCGCCGGGGGUGUUCGGCGGCCAGCUCUACCCCCACCACCCGGGCGCCGACGCGGCGGCGGCGGGCUACAUGGGGAUGGGGAUGGGGAUGGGGCACAUGCACAUGGCGCUCGCCAUGGACAAGCUGGCCACCGUCGGCACCUUCCUCAGACAGGCGGACGAGCUGCGGAUGCAGGCGCUGCAGGCGCUCCGGCAGAUCCUGACGGCGAGGCAGGCGGCGCGCUGCCUCGUCGCCGUCGACGACUACUUCUGCCGCCUCCGCGCGCUCAGCACGCUCUGGACCACCAGCCGGACGGCGCCACAGCUGGCGAGAGGCCCCGCCGGGUAGAGAUCGAGCGACGGCAUGGAUGGGAUGGGAUGGGAUGGGUGCAUACUGCUAGCUAGCUUAGCUAUGACGUAGAAAUUAAAGACGUUGAAUUUAGCAGCACCAUGCCGAUGUACCAAGGAUCACAAGCUUGUGUAGGAUAUUGGAUACAGAAAGAACAGGGAAAUUGGAACUGAAGAACAAGAUGAAAACGUAUGUGUUGCGUUAGUUAGGCAACUGAAAUUGCUAAAGCUGCUAUUUCCACCUAAGUCUUCAGACCACGCAAGGCAAAACUGAAGCUCUAGAAAUCCAAUCUUCUCUAGUUUGUCCCCGA
Molecule: messenger RNA, 2071 nt
Organism: Panicum hallii
Lineage: Eukaryota; Viridiplantae; Streptophyta; Magnoliopsida; Poales; Poaceae
Product: transcription factor TGAL8-like
Exons: 10
Coding region: 304-1761 (485 amino acids)
Biological process (GO): DNA-templated transcription; regulation of DNA-templated transcription
Molecular function (GO): sequence-specific DNA binding; DNA-binding transcription factor activity
Source: RefSeq, a predicted model, not a curated record